AUGUUGAAUAAGGUUAAUUAUACUAUUUGGGCGUUGCGUAUCCGCGCGAUUUUUAACGUUCAUGGCGUGUGGGAGGCCAUUGAACCCGGAACUGAAACCGAUGUGAAGAAAAACAAUAUGGCGAUUGCUUUGUUGUUUCAAUCCAUACCGGAAGAACAAAUCUUGCAAGUUGGUAAUCUGAAGACGGCAAAAGAGAUGUGGGAUGCAUUGCAAGCGCGCCAUCUGGGAGCCGAUCGGGUACGUGAAGCAAGACUACAGACACUCAUGUCAGAAUUUGAGGCGUUAAAGAUGAAGGAUUCUAGCACAGUUUAUGAGUUUUCUAGCCAGUUAACAAUGUCUUCAAAAGUGGCGUCUCUCGGUUCUAUAAUAGAGGAACAAAGGAUCGUGAAAAAGUUUCUCAGUGGUUUACCAAGGCGGUUCAUCCAUAUGGUAGCCUCAGUUGAGCAAAUCUUGGAUCAAAAAACAGUUGCAUUCGACGAUGUUGUUGGUCGAAUAAAGGCGUAUGAAGAACGCACAAAAGAUGAAGAAUUGCAGUUGGAUAAUCAAGGUACUCAAACGAAACUAAUGUUUAAUUAUUCUAAUGCCUCUUCAAGUUCUAGACAAACUUCACGCGAUUCGAGUAGGGGAUGCGGGAAAGGCUCGAACCGUGGACGUGGUGGUGGUGGUGGACGCGGUCGAAACCAAUCUGGUCAAAACCACGGGUCACAAGGCGGGUCCAACGAAGGGGAUAAACAACAAGGAAAGAAGGAUUAUUCGAAGGUUCAAUGCUUUCGAUGCGACAAGUUUGGUCACUUUGUUUUGAGAUAUCCAGAGCGAAAGAAAGAGAAACAAGCAAACUUGAUCGAUGUGGAAGAAAUUGACCCGUCUUUGUUUAUGGUGCAAGAUGUUCAAGAAAUCGUUUACUUGAAUGAAGAAAAGCGUGUUGGUGGCAAAGUUAAAUUCGGGGAUGGGUCUCAAGUCGAAAUAUGCGGGAAAGGGUCUAUAUUACUAUUGGGUAAAACGGGGGAGCAAAGGUUAAUGACCGAUAUUUAUUAUAUCCCUAGUUUAUGUAGUAAUAUAAUUAGUCUUGGUCAAGCAAUGGAGUGUGGAUGUGAUAUUCGUAUGAAAGACGAUUAUUUAUUAAUGCGUGACGCUCAAGGCAAGGAAAAAAGUGAAGCGUUUGAAACCUUCAAAAAAUUUAAAGUCAUGGAGGAAGUGGAAGUUAGUAGAAAAAUCAAGACGUUUCGAACCGAUCGAGGGGGAGAAUUUACGUCUCAUGAGUUCAAUCGGUUCUGUGAAAACGAAGGGAUUAUUCGACACUUAACCGCUCCAUAUUCACCUCAACAAAACGGGGUGGUGGAGAGAAGAAACCGUACCUUAAUGGAGAUGACUCGAAGUAUAUUAAAAGCGCGACAAGUUCCUAAUUUUAUGUGGGGGGAAGCGGUGAGGCACUCAACCAAUUUAAUAAAUAAAACUCCAACAUGA
Molecule: messenger RNA, 1464 nt
Organism: Helianthus annuus (common sunflower)
Lineage: Eukaryota; Viridiplantae; Streptophyta; Magnoliopsida; Asterales; Asteraceae
Exons: 3
Coding region: 1-1464 (487 amino acids)
Biological process (GO): DNA integration
Molecular function (GO): nucleic acid binding; zinc ion binding
Source: RefSeq, a predicted model, not a curated record